Amoebophrya sp. A120 is the source of this 2531-nucleotide messenger RNA. NCBI's taxonomy places the organism in Eukaryota, Dinophyceae, Syndiniales, Amoebophryaceae. The record is from the annotation of a GenBank genome assembly.
CAGGAGGCUAGGCGGCGGAUAGGUCAGAGAUGAUGAGGAUCAUGAGUGAAGAACAAGUUGGUGGUCCCAUUUGGUUUUAGAAAGAAGCACCGCGACUCACUGUUGUAUAGUACGUUGUUUGAUCAACCUUUUUAUGACUAGCAGAAACCCAAUUUAACCGAAUCUCAUGGCAAAAAUUGCUCCCGCGACCACGGCCGCACCUGAAGAAUGGGGCCGGCUGGAAGGCUUUGGUGUCGGUCAGGCCUCCGGUAGAGGAAUGCGAUUGCUUGCGCAGAACAAUUUGCUGAUGCGGAAUCUGGCGCAGCUGAAAAAGCCUCCGCAGGAGCUGCGGGAGCACGAGCAGGAAAAUGGCGACGCCAUAGUACACCUUCCCGCAACCAAUGCACUGGCAGCCCAGACGAGCCAGACCAUAAGCAACCUCGAUGGAGCAGCUGACCUCGAGCCUGAUAGAAGCAAGCGACGAAAAAUCGAGGAGGACCACAUUGUGAGUACCUGGCAAACAGGUGCAACCGUCCUCGUCGCUGAUGUGCCUUCACGACCGAGCUCCCCAAGCGAAACGGACGAUGAAAAGGACGAAGAGGUGGUAGAGGGACCUGCAGUGACUAAAAUCCCCCAAAAUGUUGAAUCAUCCCCCUCUUUACCCCCAGCGACUACUGCAGCAGCAGAGCGCCCAUCCACAUCUUUACAGAAGGAGACUAGUACAACACAACCGGCGACUGACUCCAGCACUGCAAAGAAACCCAGCAAACCGAAACCGACCUCGUCCCGAACAAGCACGACAUCAGCACCAUCAUCUGCACACCUCCUCCGCCUCCAGAAGACCAAACCCGCCACCCCGUCGGACACCGUGUCCGGCCCGGCCUUCUACAGCGAGCGCACCGGCGACCCGGUGUUCACCUUCGGCAACUACGAGACGUACUACAACUAUCGCACGUUCGACGAACGGGUAAGCCGGAUAGCGUUUGAAUUGGACAAGAACUUCUCCUUCACUCUAGAGGGGAAAAACGUCCUGGACAUCGGCUGCAAUUCCGGGAACGUGACCGCCGUAUGGGAGUGUCAGUUUUGAAAUCGACAAAGGUGAAAUAAUUUGCCAUGCAUAAAAUCAAUGGAUGCCAGUUAGACCUGCAGUCUGUAUUCGGUGCAUGACAAAUUUUCCCGGUCCUGGAAGCGAGUCUGUCAUGCGGUUUAGGGCAAAAGAGCUGCCUUCUGUCAUGCUAGUCAGCAAUCCAACUUUUGACCCUUGCCAGGACUAGAAUCUGCCUCCCUUGCGUCCUCUGCAAUAAAAUCACUUUCUGUAUCGCAUUUUAUGCAUUACAAGUUAUUUCAACUUUGUCGAUUUCAACUCUGACACAUCCAUACGCCGGGUUCGCCGAAUAUUCGAAGACCGGACGGGUUGUCGGCUGCGACAUCGACGAAACCCUAAUUGCGAAGGCGUGCUGUAAGUGGCUCCUGCACGGAGAUGGGGGACGACGACAGGGCGGGCAGGAGGAUCUUCACACGGCUCAAAGCGACUGGAUGUAUGGGUCGACUCCAGCAUCUUGGUCGACAACUACGUGUUCCAGUUCAUCCUACUCAAACCUAUUCUUCGAUGUGGCGAACUUUGCCACGGAGAAAGGCCAGAUCCGGUUUUGCAAGGAGAAAGGGUUGCAAAUUCUCAAGGACCAGCUGCACUACACGAGGGAACGACCUGCUGAUGUGCGAAUAAAGGAUACACAAGAAGUCCGACUGGCGACUCCUCCUCAUGGCAAGCACCAGAACCACGACGCGGUUGUGCGAGAAUGUGCUCCUUCACCCCCUGGUCCAGAAGGAGUUUAUUCGGGUCAACAAUUCGUUUCCUUCGACGUGAUUGUGGCCUUUUCCAUCACAAAGUGGGUCCACUAUCAGUACGGCGAUGCGGGGAUCCAGCGGUUUUUCGAUCAGAUCUACGAGAACCUGAAGCCCGGCGGCUACUUCAUCCUGGAGCCGCAGCCCUGGAGCAGCUACAAGAAAAAGCAGCACCUGACUGCGGACAUCAAGCAGCGCGUCGCGGAGGUGAAAAUCCAUCCGGGCAGUUUCACGCGCUACUUGUCGGGUACGAUGGAGGUGGGUUUGUGUGAGUCGAAAAUAAACGGAGCAGGAGCCUAUGGUGGAUUCGAGUUGAAGAAGCAAAUAUCGGGGAAGGAAUUGCCGGGGUUUGACCGAGAUGUGUUCAUUUAUCAAAAACUUGGGGGAACAAAGUGACUUCGAUCAUGUUCCUGAACAACAGCGUUUGUUCAUAGAAUAUUUUGAUUGUUUACCACCAAAAUGCGAAGACCACGCGAUAUUGCGAGUAUUUGAUUUUCUUCCAACGUGGUAUGGGAGACGAAAGCGAAACAGGACAUAAUUUCGUGCAAGCAGCUGACCCUUUUGAAGCGACAUCGUCUGUAAUUUUAACUUCCAAUACAUCAUGGAUGCGGGAGCUGCUCUGUGUGUUCGACGACAUGAAGCGCCUGCGCUAGUUUUGUUCUCGUAUACAGCCUGCUGUUUAUGUGCCAAAACAAAACUGACCCGAG